AUGGAUGAAAGUGGCCGUCGUACUCGAUGGGGAACACAAAUUAAGCAACUUUUUGGUAACGAGUUCUAUGACCAUGUGAUUUACUAUGAUGUCGUUGGUUGUUCUUUCAAAAAUUCCCUACAGUUUAUUGUUAUCACAGAUUUACAUUUAUAUAUCUACGAUCUUAACGCGAAAGUAGUCCCAGAACCAUUCUGCAAGCUAUGGGAUAUCAUGGAGAUUGAUUCAGACCACGAAACACCAGAAACUUUUAGAUUAUAUCCAGAAUACAAACCACAUAGAAUUAUUAUAUGCGUUGAUGGCUUAUAUCACGCUCUUUACACAUUCGAAACAGGUACAGACUUAUACUGGAGGCUCUCAAACUCAGUUGAAAACGCAAAAAGACAUAAGAUUGUUCAAAGAGAUUCUGGAACAAAAGAACCAGAUGAAAUCCGACUCAUUACUAUAGACGGCAAGGAAAUAUCCUUACAUAACUACUAUGUUCAGAAAUUUAAUAAAAUUGCAUCUCAUGUUAUUCAUGAAACAGUCCAUGAAUCAAGAAUGAAAGCUAUGGCAGAGUUAGAAGAGAUUUCCAACCAAUAUUUUGCCAUUAGAAUCAUAUUUUUCCAAUCUUCUUAUCUUGUCCAAUAUUUAAUGGACACAUUAUCAUUCCUGAGUGAUUAUCAUUCAGUACCACCACAAAUUACAAGCAGCCGCGUUCAACAAGUCCAAUUAAUUAAGACCAUUUUAGAUACUUUUCAAUUUUACCUUCGCGGAUCAGCAUCUGUGCAUGAUGCACUCAGAUUGAUAUCAUUCAACAGCGGAGAACACUUCAAAACGCUUCUUCGCUCAUGUUUCAAAGUUGAAUAUUUCAUUAUUUCGCAACCAAAGCGCACUAGCUUUUUCAUUACCAAAAACACAAACCAGGAGAAGUACAUGACAGAACUGCAAGCAGUAGAAAUGGCUGUUCCAUCUCUUUGCUAUCAUCUCUAUGGUUUAUCAAAUAUUUCUGUUCGAAAAAUGUCAAAUACUGCUCAAACUCUAUUCCAAGCCAUUAUUACUGAAGAAGCAGAUGAUAUAAUAAGAGGAGCAUUGCAUACCAUUGCAUUUAUGACUGUACAACUCGGAUAUCUUUUGAAAGAGACACAAGUUAAUGAUAUCAUUGCUUAUACAUUCCAUGACCACAUUUGGUUCGUAGAUUACAUGUGUACGAAGUUCCCUGCUGCUGCAUUGAUGGUAAAGAAUGAGUUUGAAGUAGAAUUGAACUUCAUUUUGACUGAAGAAAGAGUUUCGAAGGAAACUUUCCAACAUUUCUUGCUUUACGAGGAAUUAAUUAAAGUAUUAAGACAUUUGAAACAAGUCCUGAAGCAAACAGUUCAACCAAGAGGUCUGAUGCAAAAUCUUCCUGUUCAGUUUAGAUAA
Molecule: messenger RNA, 1398 nt
Organism: Trichomonas vaginalis G3
Lineage: Eukaryota; Parabasalia; Trichomonadida; Trichomonadidae
Product: protein of unknown function, DUF4551 family
Exons: 1
Coding region: 1-1398 (465 amino acids)
Source: RefSeq, a predicted model, not a curated record